UUCUUCAUCCUUUAAUUUCAAGUAUCAUAGCUAAGCUUGGGUACGAAAAAAUGGGUUCCAAGGCAUUUCUGUUACUUGGCCUUUGUUUGGCCAUUUAUGUAAUGAUAAGCUCAGAGGUUGUAGCUAGGGAGUUGGCCGAGACUUCCACCAAUUUAGAAGAGGCUGAAUCUAAGAAAUCCAAUAACAAGAAUGAAGUACAUGAAGCCCAAUUUGGCGGGUACCCUGGCGGUGGUGGAGGUUACCCUGGUGGUGGCGGUGGUUAUCCUGGUGGCGGCCGUGGAGGUGGCAGAUACCCUGGCAGUGGCCGCGGUGGCGGUGGAUACCCCGGUGGCGGCCGUGGUGGUGGCGGAUAUCCAGGUGGAGGCCGUGGAGGUGGCGGAUACCCUGGCAGUGGACGCGGCGGUGGUGGAUACCCUGGCGGCGGACGUGGUGGUGGUGGCCGCGGUGGUGGUGGAAGAUACUGCCGCUAUGGUUGCUGCCAAGGCAAUAACUAUACUUGCUAUAGAUGCUGCCCAUACAAAAGUGAGGCAAUGCAUAAAGUUACUAAAGCUAAGCCUCAUAACUGAUCAUCAUGUGGAGCAGUAUAUUAUAUAUACUAAACUUCUGUAAUGGAAAAUAUGUAAUCAGUAUUAAUUAAUCCUCUUGCUGCUUUGAUUUCAACUAGAACUUCUUGUAAGAAUUGUGAUAUAAAAGCCAUCAUGUAAUGUUUAAUUUGUUAAUUAUAGUAUGGUGUGUCGUGUGAUAA
Molecule: messenger RNA, 745 nt
Organism: Lycium barbarum (goji berry)
Lineage: Eukaryota; Viridiplantae; Streptophyta; Magnoliopsida; Solanales; Solanaceae
Product: glycine-rich RNA-binding protein 10-like
Exons: 2
Coding region: 51-566 (171 amino acids)
Source: RefSeq, a predicted model, not a curated record